AAGAUUGUGUGACUUUGUAGUGACGUUCUGUUCGUGAUUGUGUGAUAUUCUGCUUCUUUCAUCUGGUCACAAGAGCCACGUAAUUAAUAGAUUAAACUACAAAUUUAUCGUGAUCAAACCAUGAACAAAUUCUUGAUACUCUGUGUCCUGGCUCUUGGAGUUGGAGUUUUGGGAGAUAGUGGACCGAAAGUGGUUGAUAAGGUCUUCUUCGAUAUAACCAUCGGUGGUGAGCCUGCUGGCCGAAUUGAAAUCGGUCUGUUCAGUGGAACCGUACCAAAGACUGCACGUAACUUCAAGGAAUUGGCCGAAAAGCCUGAAGGCGAAGGAUACAAAGGUAGCAAAUUCCAUCGUGUGAUCAAAGACUUUAUGAUUCAAGGAGGCGAUUUCACCCGUGGCGAUGGUACUGGAGGUCGAUCAAUCUAUGGCGAACGCUUCGAAGACGAAAACUUCAAGCUUAAGCACUACGGAUCAGGAUGGUUGAGCAUGGCAAAUGCUGGCAAAGACACAAACGGAUCGCAAUUUUUCAUCACAACAAAGCAGACCACAUGGUUGGACGGUAGACACGUCGUUUUCGGAAAGAUUCUGUCCGGCAUGAAUGUUGUACGCAAAAUCGAAGCGUUGUCAACUGACUCGAGAGACAAACCGUCGAAAGAUGUUGUCAUCGCCGAUAGUGGAUCGAUUCCAGUGUCUGAACCAUUUUCAGUCGACAAAGCCGAUGCCGAAGAGUAAAUGAAAGUAUUUUUUUACGGUUCCUACAGUUUUGUGAAACUUUUCUUUCGUUUCGCUCGUUUUUAAGAAUCAUUUUGUGCUAGCACAAUGUUUGGCAUUUAAUUUUUUUUUGAUUUCGAAGAAUUUUCAGUAAAUCUUAUUUUUCCAAU
Messenger RNA from Bradysia coprophila, 878 nucleotides. Its product is annotated as peptidyl-prolyl cis-trans isomerase 5. Lineage: Eukaryota; Metazoa; Arthropoda; Insecta; Diptera; Sciaridae. Gene Ontology annotation, cellular component: cytoplasm; intracellular membrane-bounded organelle. Gene Ontology annotation, biological process: protein folding; protein peptidyl-prolyl isomerization. Gene Ontology annotation, molecular function: cyclosporin A binding; peptidyl-prolyl cis-trans isomerase activity. The record is from RefSeq and is a predicted model, not a curated record.